Messenger RNA from Trichosurus vulpecula (common brushtail), 3393 nucleotides. It is a transcript of the gene COL19A1, whose product is annotated as collagen type XIX alpha 1 chain. The record is from RefSeq and is a predicted model, not a curated record. The transcript is spliced from 51 exons. The coding region runs from base 1 to 3393 and encodes 1130 amino acids. Lineage: Eukaryota; Metazoa; Chordata; Mammalia; Diprotodontia; Phalangeridae.
AUGGCGGAGAAAACAUGCAAUCAACUACACAUAAACAAUCUAUGUUUUGAUUUGGGAGAUAGCUUUUCUCUGAGGCAAGUGCCCUGUGGAGGUGAAAAAACUUGUUUUAAACUGGGAAAUGCACUUCUUAUUAGAGAAACUCAGAAGAUAUUUCCCAAAGGACUUCCAGAAGAAUAUUCCAUAGCAGCCAUAUUUCGUGUGCGACGAAGCACCAAAAAGGAACGAUGGUUUCUGUGGCAAUUGUUAGAUCAUCGUAAUGUACCACAGGUAUCUAUAAUAAUUGAUGGUACAAAAAAGGCAGUGGAAGUGAUGGCCUUUCAUCAGGGAGAAAUGUUGCAUUACAUUUUUAAAAGUCGAGAAAUUUAUCCUCUAUUUGACCGGCAAUGGCAUAAGCUCGGCCUCAGCAUGCAGUCCAGGAUCCUUUCCCUGUAUGUGGAUUGCAAUUUAGUUGAGAGAAGGCAGACAGAUGAAAAGGACUCUGUUGACUUUCAUGGCAGAACUGUCAUUGCUGCGCGGGCAUCGGAUGGCAAGCCUGUAGAUAUUGAACUUCACCGCCUUCAAGUUUACUGUAACCCAAACUUUGUAGCCCAAGAGAUGUGCUGUGAAAUAUCAGAUGCUAAGUGCCCACAGCAGGACAGCUUUGGAACUACGGCUUCAUUGAUGGCAACUGCUCAUGCCAGUAAAAUUUCUGCACAUCUGCUAGCAAAGCCGGAACUUGCUGAACUAUGCCAGUGCAUUCCUAACAAGGGAGAAGCAGGUUUGCCUGGAGCUGCUGGUUUGCCUGGUCCUAAGGGGGACAAAGGGGAGCAGGGUGAAGAUGGUUUACUUGGUGCCCCUGGACUACCUGGUCAAAAGGGAGAACAUGGUUUUGAAGGAAGAAAAGGAGAAGUUGGUGAAAAGGGUGAACAGGGACAAAAGGGAGAUCCAGGACUGGAUGGCAUUCAUGGAAAAGAUGGUUUGAAAGGUGACUUGGGUCCUCCAGGUCCACGUGGCCAGAAAGGAGAAAAGGGAGAAAUAGGACCUCCAGGACCACCAGCCUUAAUCGGUUCCUUAGGGCUAGAAGGUCCCCAAGGUCCACCUGGGAAAGAGGGUCAAAGGGGAAGGCGAGGCAAAACAGGCCCCCCUGGAAAACCAGGACCACCAGGACCUCCUGGUCCUCCUGGAAAACAAGGAAGACAAUAUACUCUUGAAGGAUACUAUAGCAAGGGAAGGCUUGGUGAGAAUGGAGCAAGCGUUCCCAAAGGAGAAAAGGGUGAAACUGGACAGCCUGGAUUUCCAGGAUCAGUUGGUCCUAAAGGACAAAAGGGAGAAAUGGGUGAUCAAGGAAACAUUGGCUUACAAGGAAUAAAAGGUGACAAGGGAGAAAUUGGGAUAAAAGGAUCACCAGGAGUGAAGGGUGAACCUGGAGAUUCUGGUCCCCCUGGACUUGCAGGAAAUCCAGGAAUUAAGGGAGAAAUUGGGAUAAAAGGAUCACCGGGAGUGAAGGGUGAACCUGGAGAUUCUGGUCCCCCUGGACUUGCAGGAAAUCCAGGAAUUAAGGGUCAGCAAGGACCAGCAGGCUCCAUAGGACCCAGAGGACCUCCAGGAAAUAUUGGAUUACCAGGAGAACAUGGUAUUCCAGGAAAACAAGGCAUUAAAGGAGAAAAGGGAGAUCCUGGUGGAAUUGUAGGUCCUCCUGGAUAUCCAGGUCCAAAAGGUGAGGCAGGUCCUCCAGGUAUAAGCCUGCCUGGUGAACCAGGCUUGGAUGGAAUUCCAGGGACACCUGGUCCACGAGGGCCAAAGGGUGAAAGAGGACUACCAGGUGUUCAUGGACUCCCUGGUGACAUCGGACCUCCAGGAAUGGGAAUCCCUGGCCCACCAGGAUCCAGGGGACCUUCUGGAGAGCCAGGUAUUCAGGGUCCUAGAGGCCUCCCUGGGUUACCAGGAACUCCAGGGACUGAUGGAGCUCCAGGGAGAGAUGGGAAGCCAGGGAUGCCAGGUCCCCCAGGUGACCCAAUUGCACUUCCUCUUUUGGGAGAUAUUGGUGCUAUGUUGAAGAAUGUUUGUGGCAGCUGUCAUCCUAGUAUCCCGGGGUUAAAAAUUGCCAAAGGAGAGGAAGGAGGAGCUGGGGAACCUGGAAGAAAUUAUUAUGCGGCAGGGAAGGGUGAUAUUGGGCCAAGAGGCCCUCCAGGAAUCCCUGGCAGAGAAGGACCAAAGGGAAGCAAAGGGGAGCGCGGAUACUCUGGAUUACCUGGUGAGAAGGGUGAUGAGGGUCUUCAAGGAAGUCCAGGCACUCCAGGAGCCCCAGGACCUAUCGGACCUGCUGGUUCGUUGGGAAGAACUGGACAUCCUGGUCCUCCUGGAACAAAAGGUGAAAAGGGCAAUGAGGGAUCGCCGGGAAAACCUGGACCACCUGGACCUCCUGGUAUGCCACUCAGCGAAGGGAACGGAAUGAGCAGUUUAUAUAAACUCCAGGGAGGUGGAAGUGUUGCUACUUAUCCUGGGCCCCCUGGUCCUUCAGGUCCAAAAGGAGAUCCUGGCGCAAUGGGAGAACCUGGACCCAUGGGGCUCCCAGGACUAGAAGGAUUUCCAGGUGUAAAGGGAGAUCGAGGCCCAGCUGGUUCACCAGGAAUAGCAGGAAUACCGGGAAAGUCAGGAGCCCCAGGGCCUCCAGGAGUGCCAGGAGAACCAGGUGAAAGAGGGCCUGUUGGAGAUAUUGGCUUCCCUGGGCCUGAAGGACCUGCAGGAAGACCAGGAAUAAAUGGAAAAGAUGGAUCACCAGGUCCUCAGGGCCCAGUGGGUAAGCCUGGAGACAGAGGACCCAAAGGAGAACGCGGUGAUCAAGGAAUACCAGGAGACAGAGGUCCACAGGGUGAAAGAGGAAAACCAGGCCUUCCAGGAGUACAAGGGAUCACAGGUCCCAUGGGACCCCCAGGAAACAAAGGCUCUCCAGGAACCCCUGGCUACCAAGGGCCUCCAGGUUCUCCAGGGACCCCUGGAAUUCCGGCUGAUGCAGUUUCAUUUGAAGAAAUAAAAAAAUACAUAAAUCAAGAGGUCCUGAGGAUUUUUGAAGAGAGGAUGGCUGUAUUCCUCUCCCAGAUGAAGCUACCUGCUGCCAUGCUCUCUGCCCAAGGUCAUGGAAAACCAGGGCCACCAGGCAAAGAUGGGUUACCAGGCCCACCAGGAGAUCCUGGCCCCCGAGGUUACAGAGGACAGAAGGGAGAAAGAGGUGAACCUGGAAUUGGGCUCCCAGGGAAUCCUGGUCUUCCUGGGCCUUCAGCCACUUGUAUGCCAGGCACACCCGGUGCUCCAGGGCCGCAGGGUCCCCCCGGACCUAGUGGAAGGUGUAACCCAGAUGAUUGCUCCCAUGCUGUGUCUCAUGCCCAGCCACCAGGACAUGAAAAUGGAAAAUGA